AUGAGUGGCUCCGGUGCUCUUUUAAGCGUACGAAGAGUCGCCUGGCUUUUUUCCCUGAUUCAUGCAAUCCACGGUAGUCCUUUAGCGUACAUGGUACCCCUAGAAUCGGAACGCCAGGAAGCGGAUUUCGUAACUUUCCUGGCCAUUUCCGUGCUCCUAGUAUUGCUGGGAGGUGUGUUUGCAGGUCUUACUUUGGGACUGAUGGGUCAGGACGAGGUAUAUUUGAAAGUCAUUAGCACCUCAGGAACUGCAAAUGAACAGAAAUGCGCACUAAGAGUGUUGAAACUUAUAUCCAAAGGUAAGCACUGGGUGCUCGUUACUUUACUACUCUCCAACGUCAUCACCAAUGAAACGCUGCCCAUCGUGUUAGAUCGAUGCCUAGGUGGCGGGUGGCAGGCAGUGGUGUCCAGUACUGUGCUGAUUGUUAUAUUCGGUGAAAUUAUCCCUCAGUCCGUGUGUGUCCGUUACGGGCUCGAGAUCGGCGCUUUUUUCUGUCCCUUCGUCGAACUGCUCAUGUACCUAAUGUACCCAGUUGCCUAUCCUAUUGCUCUGCUUUUGGACUGGAUCCUGGGUGAAGACCACGGAACCAUGUACAAAAAGUCGGGGCUUAAGACUCUGGUCACAUUGCACCGGACUAUGGGUGUGGAAAGAUUAACAAAAGACGAAGUUAUCAUCAUAUCUGCUGUUUUGGACUUGAAAGAGAAGAAAGUACGCGAAAUCAUGACGCCUCUGGUCAACGUGUUCACAAUGAGUGCAGACGCUGUUCUUGACGAGAAAACGGUUGGUGAAAUUUUCAACUCCGGGUUUUCGCGUAUCCCAAUCCAUUUGCCGGGCGAGAAAAAUAACUUUAUCGGUAUGCUGCUAGUACGGGUCCUCAUUUCCUAUGAUCCCGAUGACUGUUUGCCAGUGUCUCAUUUUCCUCUAGCCACGCUUCCGGAAACAUCUCCAAACACUUCCUGUCUGAACAUCUUAAACUACUUCCAGGAGGGAAAGUCGCAUAUGUGCAUUGUCUCACAAGAACCCGGAAGCUCCUCCGGUGCUCUAGGUGUCUUGACACUCGAAGAUGUCAUUGAGGAACUUAUAGGAGAGGAAAUCGUUGAUGAAUCGGAUGUUUUCGUAGAUAUCCAUCAACGAAUCAUGCGUGAGCAACCAGGUCCACUCUCUAAACGUCACGUCACAUCUUACCUGCAUUCCUUAUACAAGACUUCACAGAAAAACUCGGCUGAAUACCCUGGUGAAGAAAGAGCUCUUUUAGAGAGAUCUCGCGAGACACCUCAAACACAACACACAACUUUCCUGCCGUUCAACCUUGCCUCCAAUCCUAUCAAGACUCAAAACCCACACGUCAAAGUCAAAAAACUGCCAGGGAAUGUGGAACCUCACCACUCCUCCACAGGGGCCGAGCACGGCAAUUACGGUGGGACAGGGACCUCGCCUCGAGACAAGACUCAGAACCCUGGUCUCGAUAGCUUACAUCAUCAGCAAGGUGUGCCGAACCAUUUCACAGGCGAUGACGAGUCAUUGUUGCAAGGCCAUCUUGACGCUUCCCAAAAAGCUGCUCAAUACACGCUCAGCACUGGUGAAGACACCCAGGUCACAACAUCAAGACAGCUGUCCCCUGGCGCCGAUUCCAAUACCACGACACAAUUGAUAGACGUCGCCGGUGCGUCCAGCUCUGAUUUGGACUUGGGUCAAGGAGAGAUUCCUGACACCCAGAUGAUUUCGUCAUCUUAUCGCCCCAGCAUCAAAGGUAUUGUAGAGAGCGUUGUAACGGUCAAGGGAGUUCCCAAGACCAUUAUCGCUCCCGCAAGAGACUGGGAUGAAUCCGAGGGUGUCGUGAUUGACGAAAGUAACAACGUGCAUGAGAUCGGUGAUGUGGACGGAGACCGUGCGAACGAUCCCGAGUCCUUGCAGCAGCCUUCGCCCAAUAGACCUCAAAAGAGCCGCAGGGGAAGCUUAUUCAGUCUUUUCCGUCCCUCCAGCGCCGGAGGUAGCGGCUCCAGCAUCCGGGGUAGGUCAACCCAUACUUCCGCAUCAUCUGAAAAAACCGGGCAAUUGACAGCAGACGGGAACAACACCUACUCUUUGCGCGAUACAACAUGA
This is a messenger RNA of Lachancea sp. 'fantastica', 2103 nucleotides long. NCBI's taxonomy places the organism in Eukaryota, Fungi, Ascomycota, Saccharomycetes, Saccharomycetales, Saccharomycetaceae. The record is from the annotation of a GenBank genome assembly.